Gongylonema pulchrum is the source of this 417-nucleotide messenger RNA. The record is from the annotation of a GenBank genome assembly. NCBI's taxonomy places the organism in Eukaryota, Metazoa, Nematoda, Chromadorea, Rhabditida, Gongylonematidae.
GAUAUUCCGGUUAUUACAGAACCAGUGGUGUUUGGUCGGAAGCGCCGGAUAAAAGAAAGGAAAAAGAAGGAAGCGGAGGAAGCAUAUGAAAGGCUAUACGGUGUGGAUCGCAAAACAGCCAGAGUUAUUAUUGAAUGCGCUCGAAAGGAGUAUAACCAUUAUGAGGGGAUGCGAUAUCCGGCGGGCGAUAUCCAACUGGCAAGUCAGUACUGGAUAAAAAGCAAAUACAAAAAUGACUGGUUCACGAUCAAUCCGAUCACUAAGAAGGUGCAGUUUUUCCUCAUAUUUUUUUUUUUUUCAUUUAGCACAAUUUUUCUUCUUGUAAAGUUUUUCCCGAAGCCUUUGCCGUGUCUUCUGCCGAGAGAGCGCUUAACUGAUAAUCCGUUUGGGGAACGAAACAACGAGAAUAGCAGCUAA